AUGAUCCCUGCGGCCAGCGAGGAGGACUUGAGAUCUCUGCCACCUGCUGUGCGACGAAAGUUCUUCUCGAAUGUCGAGCGCUUGCGCAUUCGGCUAGCGCAGAGCGAUCCCAGUUCCCCUGCGUGCUCCACGCACUACAAUCACCUCCAUCACGCCCGGACUUAUCGGCCUAGUGGCCGUCUUGGGUCUGAUCUCCUCUUCCACCAUCCUCACUCGCACUCCCACCCUUACUCUCAUUUUCAUUCUCAUUCUCGUACACUACGCAACGCUUCGACAACCUCCCUCGCCAGAGGCCGUGGACUGGAGAAACGGUCGACUGCCACUCCCAGAAAAUUGCGCAAGCCUGGCUCGCUGCAACUGGCCUACCUAGUUGCCCAGGCAGACUCGCAAUGCUUCCAUUCUCUCCCCGCUAAAAUUCAACAAAAGCUUUUCUCCUCCGAAGAACGCUUGCGUCUUCACCGCGCUUAUCGUGAGAGUAUCAUUCUGGACGCUGCCGACGAGGCUUUCUAUCGUCGCCCUUUCCCUCGGCGUCGUCCGUCUACCGACAGUCUCCCUUCAGAAACCACUCUCCCGGUAGCACAACCAGACACGGUCUUUUACGAUUCAGACUCGGAGGACGAGACCGACGACAGCAUGGAUCAGUCAAUCUACGACAGCUUUCGCUGGCUUGAUGAAGAUGGUGACCUCGACUUGUCUCUGGAUGAGUACCAUGCCCAUGUGGCGGAUGCUGCUGCCAAAUCCAAACCUCGGCGUCGCCCAUCCUUCCGUCGGUCCUUAUCAUUUUCCACCCACAAUCUGAGACAGCAUCGACCCUCACCAUCGAUGCCAACCCGCACUCUUCCUCUAUCUCACACAAUUCAAGCUCUCGCCCCUCUUGCAACUGGCCAUCGCUCUUCCUCUCGCCCGGGCUCUCGUCGCCGCCAACCCAUCCAACAUGCGCACAAGUCUUCCACAUCAAGUAUCGACCCCGCCGCACAAUACUACCAAGAUCCCGACGCCCGUCUCAAACUGCGUGUCUACCUGGCCUCGCCGCAGAAAUUCGAUGAGGCCAUUGAGUUCGGUUUUCCAUCCUUGGAACAGGAUAAGGAAAACAUCGCUCCAGACCAUACCCCCACGUCCCCUAAGUCACCCACGGUGACAAGUGACUGGGCAGGGACGUUUUUCGAGGAUGAUGAUGGCACUGUGCUCGGCACUCCUGGCGGAUCCAUUGAAGAGCCUGCGGCUUCUCGUGCUUCUUCUCAGCUCAAGGAAACCUCGCGGCCGUCAAUGGAUACUCCUUCUCCACUCCAGCGGCGUCAAUCACUCCUUCUAGGCUCAAAGACGGGCCCCCAGAGACUCCCAGGAAACCGGGAGAUGACCCUAAAAAUGACUCUCACCCGGCCGGAUCUGCGGACUGAGUCUCCCACUCCCUCCCAGACUUCCCCACAGGAGGAUCCGCUGCGCCUGGCGGCACUGCCCCCGCCAGACCGUGCCCAGAUGAUCUGGGACUCGGAUGAGGAUGACCAGGGCGUCGUCAAAAAGAUGUGGCGCAGACUUCGUCGACGAGUUUAG
Penicillium daleae is the source of this 1551-nucleotide messenger RNA. RefSeq lists its product as uncharacterized. NCBI's taxonomy places the organism in Eukaryota, Fungi, Ascomycota, Eurotiomycetes, Eurotiales, Aspergillaceae. Bases 1 to 1551 code for a protein of 516 amino acids. The transcript has 2 exons. The record is from RefSeq and is a predicted model, not a curated record.